This is a messenger RNA of Paramuricea clavata, 19450 nucleotides long. The record is from the annotation of a GenBank genome assembly. NCBI's taxonomy places the organism in Eukaryota, Metazoa, Cnidaria, Anthozoa, Malacalcyonacea, Plexauridae.
GCCUUUCAUUGACGCCGGUUAGACAGUACAAGUCGUGUUUUUAACAACAGCUAUAUACUGGAGUUAUAAGGGACCUACAGAAGAACAACACACAAACAUGGGGAAUGCGAAGAAAGAGUAAGUGUUGAUAUUAUUUGCGAAUUUGUUUCAGCAGCGAAAUACAGUUCGAUAAACGAGUGGUAUACGAUAUACUCCGAUGUCAGAUCUUUCCCGUUUUAGAUUAAGUAAUACGUUUCGUAUACGAAGGUACCAUGGUAGCUAGCGAUGCAUAAUUAUACUACGAGGUUACUAUACUAGCUUUGGCGCGAGGAACUAGCUGAAAAUGACAGUAUCUAGUCGGCGUCUGAUGUGAUGUGAUGUGACGUGAAGUGCCUUCGUGUACCAUAAGUCAUAACUUCUACAGGCAAACGAUCUUCCUAUCUUCGCUAGAAAAGUUAACUGAUUGUAUAGUUUACCUAAUUUAGUCUUCCUAACAUUAAAAACGUGUGUUCAAAGUGCAAACGGGCAAGGAUGUAUAUGUCCUGAGAAUGCAAAUCCAUGUUUUAAAAGCCUAUGUAAUCCUACCUAGGAUUAAAUCGAGCAUGCGAGUGAGAUAUAUCUAGAUGUGCUUUUCUAACAAAAGCUCGCGUGUUGUCGUGAUAAUUGUUUGUAUCAUUCUACCAAACGAAGAUUACACAAUGUACAGUUAACAAACCGAUGCAAAACACGAAAAUAUUUUGUUACUUAACGACAUUACUAACAUGCAAUGGCUCAUCGCGCGUUUUAUUUAUCAUGUUACAGCGAGGCAAAUAUAGGGUUAAUGAAUAAUUUCUCUUUGUACUUCUCCACAGGCCAAUGUGAAUUAUAGAAGUUAGUAAUAUUCAUUCAACUUAGUUUAGUAAUAAUGUGUGCAUCGCGUAAUUGUAGAGAAUUAAUUUAGUAGCUGUGUUUUUAACCAUUUGCUGGGUGAAAUGUCUCACAGCUUGCUAUGCGUUCCUCGACGAUGAUCGCCUUGGAUGCAUGCAAGCGUAUAGCCCGAGUAACGCCUUCAAUAAAUGGCAAAUAAUCCUAAAUUUAGAAUCAUGCAUAUAACAUUCACAGUGCAAUUUCUAGUUGUAAACAGUACAAUCUUACUAGCAUGUGGGAAAAGCGUCGAGCAUGAAGUUUGAACACAUUGAUUAUUAUUGAUUAUUUAUGCUGUUGCUACAUUACACAUGCAUUCUGAACACGAUAAUAUUUGAUAGCGUGAGAGAUUAGAAUCCCAGCAAGUCACAUGAGGUUUCCAUGUUAGCUUUCUGAUCGAGCUCAUCGUACUUCCAAGAAUACAACUUUUAACCUCAAUUAGUGCACUGUGGUGCUAUACGAAACGAUAUAGCAAUGUAUAUAUAUAUAUAUAUAUAUAUAUAUACAUAUACAUAUACAUAUAUAUAUAUAUAUAUAAAAUGUCAGAAUUGAUCGUUAUUUAUACACUAUUGAUGGGGUAAUAGAUUAGAAUUCGACUUAAUCAAAUGUGGUUCAAAUCCAUGCAUUGAAGGAUUGUGUUGUUUGUACCAAAAGCAAGGGUGGAAACAUAUAUAUAAAAUGUCAGAAUUGAUCGUUAUUUAUACACUAUUGAUGGGGUAAUAGAUUAGAAUCCGACUUAAUCAAAUGUGGUUCAAAGCCAAGUUUCCACCCUUGCUUUUGGUACAAACAACACAAUCCUUCAAUGCAUGGAUAAUAAUAAAAAGUGACACUUAGAAUUCAAGCUGCAUCCAAGCGCCAAUUUCGUCUGUGCACUGCAGAGAAAGCUGUUAGCUGUUCAUAUAGCAUUUUGCAACAUUAGUUAACCACUAAGUACACGGGUUGUAUACAACAUAGUAUAUGAUGAUACGGUUGUAAGACAUCGCGUGAUUCUGUUUGGGAGAAUUUUGCGCCUCAUCAAUUGCACAUGCGAACACAAUAUAUUUCCCCCACAUCGUGUAAGUGAGAUUUCCGGGAUCGAGACAUAGCCGGUUUUGACGAGUGUUCUUAAUUCCGCGUAUAUAUACGGAAUAAUAAAACAAACACUGCAGUGCUUCUACUAUAUAGAUUAUAGCCUAUAUGCAUGGGCAAAGUGCGUGUGAGUCUAAAAAAUAAUCCAUCAGACGAUUUUAACGACUUUACUCUUUAGAUCGUCUGAUGACUGAUGCUACAUUUUUAUGACGUUAUUCUUUGAUCACAUACAGAACGUUUUAUAGUAUGAUCAUUAAUAGUAUAAAAAUAGUUCAGUUUGCACCCCCAAGUGGAGAAGUUUCUUUGAACAAAUUAUAUGUUUUCUUAAUUCUUGGUCAAAGUGCACAAUCUAUUCUUCACGUCAUGCUUCAAUACAUAAUUUUCCAAAAUGACAUUUUUAUAAUUCCACUUUGUUUUGUGCAACAGAGUAAUAACAGUAUACACAAUUGGACUGUAGUUAAAUUCUAGUGAUUCCACGAUUUCUCUGUAAUUUAAAGCGAAUUUUUUGGAAUUUAACUAGUUAAACUGUAGUUAAAUUUUAAUAAUCAUAUACGAUUCCUCUGUAAUUUAAUACAUAUUUUCAUGGGCAUCUCGAUUGUAUGGUUUUUCCUGCAUAGUUAGGUUUAAAAAAUGUAUAGAAUUUACAUUCUAAAUUUAAUACAGAGAAUUUCACAGUAUAUUCAACUGAUGACAAAAUUUAACAAUUUUAAUUUUGAAAAUAUUUACAAUAUUCAGUAAAUGCGUGGCAAUGUAAAUUGACUCUUUCCGGCUAGAAUUGGUCGUAUUUUAACAGUCCAAAAUUUGAUAGCACCAUGCACUAUAUGAUUCACAAAUACGUUCACAGUAUCUUAAUUACUUAAAGUGCUUAUAUCUUUAUAGAAACGAAGCGAAUACUAUAAUUUCAAAUCGUACGUGAGUUGCGGAGGGGAGCGUCCUCUGUUGACAAUAAUACAAACCGCAACUUCUCAAUCAAUUUCAUUGCUUGCAUUUUUUAACUGGGCUUAAAAAUAUAGAAAAAACGUCGACGUUUUGCGCGCCAGCUCGACGUUACAAACGAUCAUCAUGUUGCGCAGCAUAGUGCCUAUAGCGUAUAGUUCGUAGUGAGUGAUCCGUCUCAAAAUUUCGACACUUCCUUUCACGAAUAACCCACUAAAAAUCGUUAUAAUAGCUUCCUCUCAACAAUUCAAAAUUCAUCAGUAUAAAGAAUUAUUGAAUUUUUUCAAUACAUAUCAUAAUUUUAUGUUGCGAUAAGCGGUUUGCAAUAACGUUUUGCGUUUUCUUUUAACUUUGCGAUGGUCGGCUUUGGUCGCCAACAUGAAAAACCUACGCGCUAUCUUUGGCUAAAUGUCGACAUGAUAAUGUUAGGUAGGCGGUAGCUAUACUGUAUAUUUUUGCGCAUACUAUAAACCAGCUUCCCAAAACAGGCUAUACUGCAAUUAAAGUGAGCCAAGGUGUUUUGGCAGUUAUUUUAAUGACAAAAUUAGUCAUUUUGUGUGUUUUGGAAAACGUGUUUAAUUAAUGUUUUUCGCGAAAUCCUGAGUUUGCCUUUUUCAAAUGUUUCUGCAAAGUUUGUAAAAAUAAUGAUAAAUUUGAAUGCAUACAUGUCAUGAUACCUUUAUGUAUACAACAACAAAAUAUAUUAUAGUUGACUGCAUGUAUAUUUAUGUUUCAAAUGAUAAACAUCGUAGUUAUGAUAUAAUGAUUCCAUAGGCAUAACGUAUAUAGCUGCUAAGCCUAAGACAAAUUUUCCUCAGUAUCCGAGAUCCCGAGAUGGUUACAUGGUUGGAUGAAAAAUCGACUCUUUAAGUCUUUGUCAUAGAUGUUUCAUUUCGGCAGCGUAUAUAAUCUGUUGAAAUGAAUUAUGUAUGGUGAAGAAAUUCUGAAACAAUUAACUGAGCAGACAUUUUCCUUAAUGUUUAAAAUACGCGAAGGCUAUAUACAUGCUAUUGGAUUCACAUUACUCACAUUAGCAAGUAUAUAGGCAAUUUUGUGCCGUAUACUAGUGCAUGACAUGAUAUAUAGGUCUGCAAUGCAUCCACGGAUGCAUAAACAAAGCACAUUAAUUAAUCAAUAUAUUUUUAAAGAGUAAUAUAAUGACUGAUAUGCAAAAAGAUGUAAUUAUAAGCUAUAUCCCCUGGCUGUGCAUGGGACUCGCUGUAUUUCUGCCUCUGGAAAUUAUCAAUUAUACAUUUAUAAGCGGUCAAAAGACGAUAUAUCAUUCGUUGCAAAUUGCAAGCAUAAACAUUAUGACAACUAUGAUCUCAGUUUGACAAUUGCAUUUCAAUAAUGACUAAAACUCUUCUCUUAAUGAAUAAUGACUUGAUGUUUUUCGCCUUUUUUAUUAAUUGUUUCAAUCAAUUUCUCAUUUUUUUGCAUCGAGUAGAAGUAAAGACUAAAUAAAGGCUCGUCAUUUACCCUACCAAAGCUUCUGUAAUCACAUGCAGUAGGAAUCUUGCACAUAUGUUUGCAUUUUGAAGAAUUUGUAAGAAAUCUUCGAGGGACCGGACUCAGUGUUAAACUGAGAGUAUGCAGUUCCUUCAAAUAUAUAUCUUAAAAAAUCUUCAAAAUGCAAAUCUAUAUGCAAAAUUCCUACUGUGAUCACAGAAACUUCGAUAGUGUAAACCAGGUCCACAUAUAUCUAUAUACAAAUAAUAGGAUAAGGAAAACGGAACUUAUAUAUGAUUAGAUAUAUUUUGUACUUGUUUUUCUGUGUACUACUGGGCUAUAUUUAUAUAAGAUAGUUGUCUGCAUGUUUUUCUUAAUUCAUGAGACGGUUUCUUUUGUGUGUAUAUACUGCGUGUCAACAUAUGUUUCCUGGACAAGUUAACUUGGAUGUUAACAUGCCAAGUAAGUUUGUUAAAGAAUAACUGUUGAAUGUACACACUAGCCGCUAACAAGUGAACUCCUCCAGGAAACAUUUGUUGGCAGUAUACAAAAUUGGAAGCAUUUCGGAAGUAAAUUGUUAUUGCCCAUUGGGGAGGCUCAACCAAGAGGGAUGUGGACUCUGGGGGCAAUUCUCCGCAAGAACAUUUCUGCACUCUCGAAUCCUCGAGGAAUUUCUGAGAUCAAAGACUUGUGAAGUUUUAGAAAUUCAAGAUUUUGUAUAUUGCAUUUUAUAACUUUUUACAACGACAGUUUUGAAACAACGUUUGCUCUGCAUGUAUAUACAUGAAUUAUCAUUCCAACAAAUCGUUCAGUCAAAAAUUUAAAAAACACAUGAUUUUGAUUCAAAUUACUCCUAAUUAAUUUGGGUGCAUUUAUUUUACUCAAGUUUGAAUCAAAAUUUUUGCAGUGCACGAUUCAAAUUACUUCUAAUUAAUUUGGGUGCAUUAAUUUUACUCAAGUUUGAAUCAAUUUUUUUUGCAGUGCACAAUUGAUUUUGUUCCUAAUAAUUAUAUAUACAAAAUUUCAACGUGGCAACAAACUAUAGUACAGAUGACGAAGAUAUCAUGGGAAGGGUCUAGAUACAAAUAAAUUGUUGACCGUAACGGCCUCAUGCUGUCAUGCAGUAUAAUUAAGCUAGCUUUCCUCACGUACGAUGUAUGGAACAUGCUGGACAUGCAAUAUAUAUCCGACCACAGGAUAUACUAUAUACAUACGCCCACGCUGACAUGUUAGAAUUGCACUCCUUGUUUUCAUUAAAAAAAACUGACCAAGUGUUAAAAAUAUUGAACUAUAUAAUGAGGCUAUAUCACUAUGAGGAUAUUACUCACAGCACGUUAUUAAAUGCGAUACUGCCAGGGCGCACAAAUUACAAAUUACAUGUAACAAUUACCUACAUUGCCAAUGGACCAUUUGCAUUAUAGACUAAAUUUUGAUCUAGACAAGUCUAGACAAAAAUUUCAUCACAGCUUGAAAGAGCAUCACAAAAUUAGUAAUAUUCCAAAGUUUCGUUGCGAAAUGUUGUAAAAUGCGGAUAAUAUAGCCUUGCGAAAUUUGCAAUUUUCAGUCAUUUUAGAUUACAAACGGGAAAUUGACAGCCCAAUCGGGUGAUGGGGCAUCAAUUUCCUGUUUGUAAUACAAAAUGACUGAAAAUUGCAAAUUUCGCAAGGCUAUACUAUCCACAUUUUACAACAUUUCGCAACGAAACUUUGGAAUAUUACUAAUUUUGUGAUGCUCUUUCAAGCUGUGAUGAAAUUGUUGUCUAGACCAAAAUUUAGUCUAUAAUGCAAAUGGUCCAAUGAAAUCAACCCAAAAAUCUUAUUUUGGCGACGGAACAGCGAGCGACGCUUUGCCUUUUGUCAAUACGAUAUAUACAGCCAAUUCAAGAAAGGUUGUCCUUUGCAAACCUUAAAGGGAAAUGGCAAUAUAUUUUUUUAUUUUCUCCUUUGAAAGAACAUUUAAAAUCGUAUAGAAAACUCUUUUACCGUUUUUUCAUAUCUUGCUUACUUCUACAAAUAUUUUAAUCGAAAGAAAUGAAUUGGAUUUUUGUAGAUAUGCAUGUUACGUCACAACAGGGGUCACGCAAUAUUUUUAUCUAGACAACCACUAAUCAUUUUGCACUCAAAGUUAUACUCUGUAUGCGCUUGGAAAUAUCAAGAUCACUUGAAACCUUUAAAACAUCUACCAAUCAAUAUUUGGUCAGCAACGAAUACUUUUAUACGGUUAAUCCCUGUUGUGACGUAACCAAAACUACCGUUAAUGAGAUAAAAAAUGUAUCCAAGAUGGCUGACAUGUCAUUACUUCAAGUGAAAAUAUUUCAAGAACUAAGCAAGAUAUGAAGAAUCGUUAAAAGAAGUUAUUAAAUAGUUUCGAAAGUUCUUUCAAAUGAGAAAAUAAAAAAAUAUAUUGCAUUUCCCUUUAAUUAAUUAAACUGUAAACCUUAAACUUUAAUCGCGCAAAGCUUAAUGGAAACACAAGUUUCAAGCUUAGUAGUUGAAUAUUGCAGCUAUUUUUGAAGAAUGAAUUGUUCUCGAAAGGAGAUAUUUACCAUGCCUCUAAGAAAUGCGCCCCAAAUAUGAUUUCUAGACUGAUUAAAUGCAGAUUUAAAGAUAACAAAGUGAUAACAAUGCAUUUUUAGAACUCUGUAUAGUUCCGUCGUAAACCGAUUUAUGUCGUCUCCUUAUUCGAUAAUUUGGCAACUGAUAUGAUUAAUCAGGUUUGGCUGCUCAUAUCAGAACAAGUAUCGCUUUCACUAAAUUAGUUUGGCAAACUGACAGACAUCAUAAGCGAGCCUGCCAGCAGGGCAGAAAAUGUAUUUUCAAAAUGUUCUGGGGGAGGGGGCAUGGAUCCCCCUGAUAAUGCCCCCUGGUAAUACCCUUUUUGAGCAUGUGUAUUUACCUAUAUAGGAUCAGACCCUUGAUUAGUUUUAUGUUAUAUUCCUGAAAGUAUCAUUAAGAUUCACAGUGCACUGUUUCUGUUAAAAUAUAGCAUGACUGAUUAAUUUUGACGACCUGUUAGUGUCACACAGUUACAAUGUCCGAGUGUCAAUUUACUUGAUUAUUUGCAGAAAAAAAUUUCAAUCUCUUGUGGGAAGAAAGUAAAUUUGUUUUCACCCCUGCCUGUGAGCGCCGCCCCUUUUGAAUUUAUGAGUGCACAUUGUGAAGUUAUCAACGAGCCCUUAAAGCUGUUCACGCGGUAAAUAAUUGAGAAAUAAUGAAAAACAAUUUCUUCAUUACCUGUGGCGCAUAAUCUAUACGCUUUUUUUCUCUAAAUCAUCAGCAAUUGCGGUUAAGCUGCUGUAUAAUUGAACCACAGGCAUAUGCACAAGUGGGGCGAUGCACGUUUUUAUCUAGUUUAAGUUGCUACUUAUAUAAUAAUGUAGGAAACUUUGGUAGGAAAUUACAGCCAAGUAUUCAGAAGAAAACUUAUAAAAAUAUAAUAUUAUCUGAAACUCCAAAUUAUGGAGAAACAGUUCUGUAAGUUAUGUUAAUUAACUAUGGAAAUAAAUUUUAACUAUAGAGUGUUUUUAUAGAGUGCAUUAUAAUACGAUAAAAGACCAACGUAUAUAACCCAUAACUCAAACGACUUCCUUCACAAGCAAACGACAAGAGUCACAAUUUAACUGCACUAUAUACAGGACAUUUUAUGCAUUUCAAGUUGUUAUAAGACUAUGUGCAGUGUGUUCAAAUAAUUUCUUACUGCUGCAAGAGAAUUUUAUUGUCAAUAUCGAAAAUGCAUAGGACUGAAAUAACCAACGUGGUAUCACGCACUAUCAUGAUGUUGACACUAUAUCACUUCAGGGUAUUUUAGACACACCUCUCAGGAAAUGAGAGCUGGUCUGAUAUCCUCAAUCCAAAAACUUUGUGUGUUCCAAUUACUAAUAAAUACAUAUUCUUCGUGAAUGCAUUUGACUAUAAACAAUUUAAGUUCUUUGUAUGUUUGCAUGGUGAUAAAAUAUAAUAUGUCACAUAUUAUUAGCACUGAUGAAGAUCCGGGCUUACGGAUCGAAAGCUUUGCAGUAAUAAAUUUACGUGGUGUUUCCACAAACAAAACUAUUAUAUAAACAAUUUAUUUGGCGAACUGUAUGAAUGAGUCGACUACGGACUACUCAUCAGCAACCGGGAGCAAUGGGGGGGCUGGGGCGAGUUUAUGCAUAUUUUCAAGCUUGGACUAAAUUUCCUUGGCAAAGUGCAAUUAUAAUACAUGCUGCUAGUGAAGUGUCUGUCAAACUCGCAGACUUUUAUGCGACAUUUUGUGUAGACAACAGGUACUGCCGUCUUCAAGGCAUCACGCGAAUGCAUGAAUGAAUGUAAACAACAUAUAGCUUCAUACUAAACUCUGACUCUAUCAGAUCCAAGCUGUUCUCGUUAGAGGAAACUGUUUCUAAUCAUGUUUCUAAUCGGUAAACGCCAAAAAUUGCCGGCCUGCAUGUGUACUUAUAUACGUGCAUGCAAUUAUAAUUUUCUGAUAUGAAUUGGAAGAAAAUUAGUCUUGUCUUCGCUUAAGGAACAUGCAGUAUAAUUUUCGUUUAUAAAUCAUCAAUUUCAUUAGCAAAUCAUAUGCUACCGAAAUGAAUGUUGGGUUUGUUUGGAAUAUAUAUAUAUAUAUAUAUAUUAUAAGUCAUAGAGGUGUGCAAAUCCGAUCCGUUCGGAUUUCGGAACAAAAAUAUACAUAUCGGAUCGGAUUGAUAAAGUUGUUGCGUAGUCGGAUCCGACUUCGAUAUUCGAAAUAAAAUGAAUUAAUUAUCCACGCAUUAUUGCAAGAAUUAACUAUCCAUGCGUUUAUCAAAGCAUUAUCGCGGUUGUCGCUGCAUUUUUCGUUUGAUACUUCAAUUUGACGUCACUUUGUCAGCUUCUUGACAUGUAUUUCUUGUUUUUAUAUUGAUUUGGUUAAAUAUUUCAACUUGCAUGAGAAAUUUAUUUUGUUAAAGGAUUCAUCGGUUCGGAGUGAAAUUCUUUAUCACAACUCGGAUCGGAUUCGGAUUAGACAAUUUCGGAUCGGAUCGGAUUUUAAACAUUAGCCAAUUGUCGGAUUAUAAACGUCCAAUCCGAUCCGAUGCACACCUCUAAUAGGUUACACUAGGUCCUCUGGCAGGUAUCAACGGCUGCGGAAUCAAUUUGUCAUUCACGGAACCAAUUAUUUUUAAGAAAUGUCGGCAAUAUUACUAUGGAAAAUUUUUAUUUAAAACGUCAAUUCCGAAAGACACAAUGCAAAGCCCUUAUAAGGUAAACGGUGAGGUUCUUUGAUCUUUCAAAAUGGCUAUAUUGGAAGUGCAUGUAUGGGCAUUGUGCAGAUAUAAAGCCUAGUUUUCUGUGAUCAAUGUAGGAAUUCUGCAUAGGUAAAGUUUUGAAAGAUUUGUAAGAAAUGUUUGAAGGAACUAACUCAGUAUUUAAUACACAAAGUCACUUCCCUCCAACAUUUCUUACAAAUCCUUCAAAACUUUGAAUUUAGCUAUGCAAAAUUGCUACUGUGAUCACAGAAACUUUUGAUAGUGUAACCGGUCUUUGGCAGUGUAACCGGCCUUUGGCAGCAUGGUCCGUCAAUUCUAUAACGCGGUCAUUGUAUUCGUCUUAAGUGGAAUCUUGGAUUUUGAAGAAUCACUAUGGCACCACCACACAUCCAAAAAUUCGAAACAAAAUUGAGACCAAUUGACGCAAAGACACUAUACCGAACAAACCUGUCUCUGAAAUGCCAUUAAAUUUACAUACCAUUAUCAAUUAAAAAUGCCAAGUUUGGCACAAUAUAUAGUUGAGGAAAGGCUAUGCAUAUAUAAUGGCGGGUGAUUGUCAUAAAAUAUUAAUAGCACUAACAAAGACAAAUAACGCAAAAUUACACUUAAAGCUUCCAAACCAAUUCUUGUUGCUAAUGGUGUUUAAUUCUUUUUAUUCUGACACUAAUGACAUGUUGUAAAAGAUGGACUCGAAAAACAUGGACUCAGUUCUAUAUAUUUACAUCGAUAUCUUUGUAUAACUUUAUGCCUUUGGGAUGAACAAUGAAGACAUUUCGAAAUGGGAGGAAAUACAUGAUGUACCGGCAGUUCGGGUUUAUGAAUUUAGGACUACGACAAGUCGACGGUUCAAAACAGACCCAGACACGCGGGAAGGCCUGGAACUAGACUAUAGGUUGGGUCCAUAAUUUGUAAAACACACACUGAGUCCAUGAUUUGUAAAUUCUCACUCCAUGUUUUACAACAUGUCGCACUUACAUGCACGCUCAAAUGGUUGAACUAAGUGGUUUUGACCAAAACAGCAUUUAAUCUAUUAAUAUACAUAACAAAAAUUGGUCGCAAUUUUCCGAAGUCCAGAAUGAUGCUAUCAAUAAGUCUGUUAUUAACAGGUUUCGUUAUCUGUGUUUUAUCAAUAUAUUACGUGCCUGUCCCCGAUGUUUCAUAAAGCAUAUAAAUAUGGUAAAUGAUUAUUAUGAUAUAAAAUGAUUAUUUUCUCAAUGGACAGAGUUCAGCAUAAUCCUACAUUUGAUAAAUUAUUCAUUUCGUUAUAUUAUUUUUGUAAAUGUUAUCACGACAGUGUAAAUUAUUAUAUUCAGUAUGAAGUCGCUCUACAAAAUACAACACAGUGAGUUUAACCUCAAUUUUACUGUCUAUAUAAUAAUUGCAUCUAUACAAAGAGUAUACUUAUAAACACAGUUUUUUAAAAAAAAUUUAUUCUCAAGUUUAUACCCCAUGGCGACUAAAUGGUUUAUAAAAAAACUAAGAGUAUUCUUAAAAUUGAAGUCUAUCAGUUUCAAACGAAUAUGGAUAGAAAUUUUAAGUAAAGAAAUAUACAGAAAUACAUAUAUAAAUGUACAAAAUUUUUAGAGAAUGCAAAAAAUGCAACAAGCAUAUUAGCAUAAUUGCCCUCGGCAGAAAAUCAAAUUGGCACACGUCUGUAUAUACUUAUUCUAACAAUGCAGGAUAGAAAUAUUAGUUAAUUUUGGUAUUUGACGCAAUAGGACCUCAGUUGACGCAAUCGAACCGAAGUUUAACCAUCAGUUUAAGUUAAUCAAUGUAUUUUUAUGGAAGUACUACCACUAACACGUUGCGAGUUGAGUCCAGUAAUACAGAGAUCAUUGUGCAUGCAAUUGUCAAAGAAAUUGUUUUGAUAUGAUCCAUGCAUUUGAUAUAUAUCAAUAUGAAGUUAUUGCCAAGUGUAUACUGUAUAAACAAAACUACAUUGAUUUUCCAAAUGUUAUAAACUAAAUAUUUAAGCAAUUUAUCGCGUGUCUGGGCUAAAACGUCUCAAAAACCAAAACGAAAUAAACCAUUUUAAGUAUUUGAUCAAAACAAAUUAAGUAGUGUGAUAAAAAAAUUUACGUUUGAUAGACACGUCUACGUUGUUUUUGUUGAAAAGAAUAUAUAGCCGUCUUAACUUGUUGUCGAGUCUAAAUUCCGUUGCCAAGUUCUAGCACAUCCACUUAAGAUAAUUUAACUUGAAAUUAAAUUCUUUCCUAGCUGCAGAGGGGAUAUAGUCCAAAAUUUCAUAUAUAAACACAUACGUCUAACCGGCCAGGCCAGGGUCACGUAUGUUGAUCGAUCGUGAUGAUGCUGCAUAUACUUAUUGCAUUGUACAUAUAUAUAGUUAUAACACCGCGGAAAAACGUCUGCGCAUGCACCAAAUUAUGAAAAUAUGGCGGGGGAAUUUGAAUAUCAAUUUUCUAAAACAAAAACAUGCUUAUUAAUUGGUCAAAAAUUAGUAAAACAAACGAGAAAAUAUAGCAAAUGGGCAGACUAGACAUUAAUUGAAAGCGUCCUGGCAUUUAAAGUAUGAAAUGAAAUAUAAUUCAUGUAAAAAAUUGUUGAUUUUAACGGACACGACUUCGAAAAUUUUUGCAAAAUUAUUCAAAACAAAAAUUCAAACUCAAAAGUUAAGAAAACUCUCGAAAAGUUAAGCUUCUUAACCCACUCAUAUUGUAGAAUAAAUCCUAAAGUUUAAUUAUUGUGAACACGAAAAUUAUUUAUAUUUGGCGACACAGUUUUUUUUAAAGAAAUGUAUCUCAAACGAAAAUUCGGAAAUUGUCGUUGCUUAGUUGAUAAACAAAAUGUUUCAGACGAUAAAUUUGUCAACAAUCACCUUUAGUUCAUAUUCUUGUACAAUACAAUUUCUUGAACCUUCUGGCUGUAUUUAUUCCUAGUUUUUAGAAUUGCAUGUCUAUUUUUGCGCUCGAAAUCUGGCUGUAAAGACGCACAAGGAAGCCACUCCAUUUUACCGCCAUUUUGAGCCUUCGGAACAGCUUCUCAUCAAGUUCGCAAUACUAUUACAGGUAAGGUUGACGCAUGCGCAGACGUUUUUCCGCGGUGUUUAUACUUAUAUAUACAUUUUCACUAAAAGUGGGACAUGCGCAGUGCAGCAUAUACUGUUCAAAUCAACAAUUCUAAACUAGAAACGACUUUUGUUUGCUGGCAAAUUCAAUGCACUUACACUCAAAAACACCCUUGGUUAAAAAUUUCCUGACCAAUUUAAUCGGGCUAUAUGGUUAGAUUAACCAGAUUAUGUAAGGUGGAUUAUUGACCAGAAAUCCUGGUUUAAUUAGCGAGGACUAUGUAUGAUCAAAUUAAUCAUGUUGGUCAGUUAAAUUAACCUGGAAAUUUUACCACGAACAUCAAGUUACCCCAAACAGUGGACAUUUUUAACCAGGAUGUAAUGGAAAUAAGGGAUCGAUUGAGCCAGAACUAGUAGGGGAGAUGGGAUGGGGUUCUCAUCGGCCUCUGGGUCAUGGUUCAGGGUGCGACCGUUGCCCAAGUACCAGAGGAAGCUACAGCAGCAAGGACUAGUCUGUAGUCUUGCUUGACAAUUUCACAAUCAUGAUACUAUCUUAUUUUUGCCUCGAUUGUAAAUCCCACAAAUACGUUCGCCUGGUACCAUUACACAACAGUAUAUUGUUAUAAAAUACGUGAUGUUAUUCUAUCAAUGGUAUCUUAUUUGAAGCAUGGGUGCCUGGUUUAAUCGAUUGUUUCUAUAAAAAACCAAAUUACUGUGUCCUUGAAACAAUAAGACUGUAAAAAUAAUUAACCUCGAUGCCAGCGUGGGUAGAAACGAAAACAAACCAGCCCUUUCACCUUCGCUUGAAAGGUCGAAUUUCCGUUUAUAAUUUUAAGGUAGUUGAAUCUUUCACAAUCAGCAGCUGCCAAAACAAUUGAUACUACCACAAAACGACGAUUGGGUAAUUGAAAAUUGUCUGGCGCCAAUCGUAUUAUGAAGAGCCACAUUAUUGUAAGUCUUGUAAGUGCAUAAUUAUACAAAACUAUUUGGUAAUACUAAAAAUUCCUCAAUUCAAAACAUACCAUGUCGUAAUUAUCAUUUCCAUUAAAAGGAACGGCUAUAUAUAUAAUAUAUAUAUGCAUUUGAAUGGUGCUUCUCAGAUACGUUCUAAAAUAAUAAAAAAAUAAUAAUCAUUUUUCCUGUCAAAAUUGAGUAGAUACUGAUUAGCCAUAACGAAAAAAAUAUACGGUUGGUACGUCGGAAAUAAUUUUUUGAAAUUCCUUUUUGCGUGGCCAGUUGGCAAUACCACAAAAAAAUUUGACGUCUAAAUGGGCUUUACUGCGAAAUAGUUCAUAUAGUUUUAACUAGCUCAUACUGCUCCAUAUAUUAUAAUAUUUGUUCUGUGUAUAUUUACUACAGUUAAUUACACCCCCUAUAAUUUAUUCAAUCACUCUACAACACGUAGCCAUUGAUUGUUUGUGUAGGAAUUAUACCUGAAAAAAAUAUCCUCAAAACUACCCUAAAAGGGUUUCAAACGUAAGGACCGUAAUUUGUAUAGGUAGUAUUCUAUACUGAAAAAGAUAUCUCAAACAUGGGGGGUCCAGGGUAUAGGUAUCAUAUUCUACAACAACAGGCAUUAAAAUACGGAAUUUUUACAAGGACACACUUUGCCUUCAGAGGCGUAUUUUUGGUAUAAAUGCGCAGACUCACGAGAACGAGUGGCGAAGCCACAUGCAGUCUGAAAUGGCAUUUCCAGAGUUCUGAGAACAGAAUUUGCAAAAUCUUUGGCCAUUUUGCGUGGAUUACAUUAAUAUAUUUUCAGUUUAAUAUAUUUUCAAGUACACACUUUUCAAUUUACAAGGGCACAUUCGCCUUUUACAACGACACAAAGUGUGUACAAGGACACGCUAUUUUAAUGCCUGUACAACAAGUUGUCAUGUUUGAUGUCCACAGGAGUAUCAAGAAACUGAAUUCUUUGAUUUGAAUUCUUAAUUACCCAGAGCAAAAUAUAUUGUGCUUAACAACAGUAGAUUAAUUUCUAAAGGUCUUCCUUUUAUAUGACACACCCUAUUUAUAAACCACCUAUAUAAACAUUGGCAUUCAAAGCGAGCGCCCUGAAAUAGGCUGAAUGUUAAAGUUAUGCCGGAACUUCUAGACGAAAGACGCUUGAAAACAUUUUAAUGCUUUUCAGUAACUGCAACCGAUACAAUAUUUGAAAAAUACUUAUACAAUGAAUUUGGCUAUUCUUAACCGUCAAGCCCACGCGAUCACGUACGUGCAUCUGUAACUGUGGGCGUAAAUGGCUCUUAUAGAGGGAGUGUUUAGACGCAUAACCAAUUUAUAUACCGGUGGGGUUUUUUUCUUAUAAACAAAGGCGAGUCGGCAAAAUCUCUACAGAAUGCGGGAAUUGACGAUUUUUAUUCGUGCGUAUAACUGCUACGCCAAUUAGAGAGGUUAAAAUUGACGUUUACGACAGACCGGUAACCGCUAACUUCAAGUCGUAUUUUCAACUGUAAGCUGUUCGAAGUUAGGACAAUUUGUGCAUUACAAUUGAAGAAGGAAUUGACUAAAAACAUGUCGAAACCUUCGGAAACUUGUAGAACUUUCCUUCAAAUGCGAAUUGAAGGUUGCCGUUCGCGGUUAUACCGGUCUGUCGUAAACGUCAAGCUUAAAACCUCUCUACUGAUUAUUGCCGCGUCCUUGCGUCAGUAAACCUCAAUAAUAGAUGGGUACCUACAGGGCUUUCAGAAUAAUUAUUCUGAAUAGGUGGUUGUGUUGAUGGAGAGGGUCUAAGGGCCUUGACUUGAUUUUGGUCGACAAAUCAAUAUUGUUGACAAAGGCGAACGCCUUUUAUAGUGUGUGGGGAGCAGCUAUCGAGCAGUUAUCGAUAAAUAAAGGUAUCGACAACAAAUCACUCUAGUCUGUGGGGGCCCUAAGCCUAAGGAGUCUUAAAGUCAUCCAAAUUAACUAAACAUAUAGUUUCUAUAGUGAUUAUAUAUAGCAACACAACUGAGUUCUGUAACCAAAUUGUAAUGUAUCAAAUAGCACGAUGUCUUCGUUUUUGAAGUGGAAAUUAUAUUGUAAUAAAAAGAGUGAACUUUGACUCUUUUUAUGCGCUAUGCGCGUAAAUUCAAGUUCAAAUGUGCUUUCAACCACCAUAUAGCCAUAGGUAUUUUUUUACUGGAGUUAGGAUUCUAGAUAGGGAACACUGCAACUUUUAUUGGUAAACAGAAAAGAUGGGAAUCAUUUCUGCCCCCCUCCUCCCAUUUCUGCCCGGAUUUCAGCUUUUCACACGGGCAGUCCUUUUGCCCUUUAGGAGGGGGGGGGGGGGCAGAGGUAUAGCAAGCUAUAUAUUUUGAAAACCAUUGUACUUAUAAGCACAUAUAGUACAGAUUUCUGAAAGGUAUGUUCAAACAACUGCAAGUUAUAAGCCGGUUACAGACGUAGUUUUUAUUUGGCAAGUUUUAUUUGCUCGUCUGUACGCGCAACUUUGACAAUUUUUUCUAUGACAAGUGCACUUGUUCAAAAGCUAGCAAGCUAGCAUUCUCGCUUUUGAACAAGUGCACUUGUCAUAGAAAAAAAUGUCGAAGUACAAAUUUUGUUCGUCUGUAUGGGUCAACAAAGAAAACUUGCCAAAGUAAUCUGAGCAUUUGAUGCGAUUGGCUAGCUGGCCACUAAUAAAUUGUCAAAGUAAACUUGUUGACAUGUUCACACCAGUAAAUAAAACUUGUCAUAUGAAAACUUGUCAUAUAAAAUUUGUUGCAUACACACACGUGCACUUGGCAAAUAAAACUUGUCACAUAAAAACCUGUCAUAGAAACCUUGCUCGUCUGUAACCGGCUUCAGAACAAGGUCAAGGAGCACAGUCACAUACACUAUAUAUACAGUCGACUCCAACAUUCCUUAGAUCCACAUCAGUCCGCCUCCGGUACGUUAGCCCGUUAAAUAUUUUCCGCAUCAGAAAUUUUCCGCAAAAAGUUGCGAGUAUGCCAAAAGUAUCCAGUUUUAACUGGAUACUUCUCUGGCAUACUCGCAACUUUUAGUUGCGGAAAAUUACUAAUGCGGAAAAUAUUUAAUGGGGUUGCUUAUUAACUCUUCAAGUAGAUGGAAAAAUUCCAUAAUAAUUAGAUUAUGUCAUCGAGUUUCCGUCCUACGUACGUAUUAAAAGGCCCUAUUAUCGAUAAUUCGCGUACUUACGCAUACCGGUAGCCCGAGUCGUAAGUACCACGAAUUAUCGAUAAUAGGCUCUUUACGUAUAUGUAGGACGGACACUUGAUGACAUAAUCUAAUUAUUAAGGAAUUUAACUCGGAAACCUCUCGCAUAUACUCUCAACUUUUUGCGGAAAAUUACUUGCUAAUAUUUAAUGGGGUUGUUUAUUCAUACUUCAAAUAAAUGGCUAUUUGUUUAAUUGUUUGGUUGUAUAAGCUACGAAGGAUCCGUAUGAUAUUCAGAUAUACGUUUCGUGACUGUAUUUUUGAAGACUUUAAAUACAUGGGUGUCGAGAAACUGUACUGAUACUUAAAAUACUCAUUAAUAAUUCAUGAAGAAAAUUCAAAAGAAGUGAAUGUUUAAUCAAUGUCUGUAAAUCGGAUAAAGAUUUGUCCUGAUUUACUGAGACUUCAGCUAUGAUUUUCUCGGCUUAGACAAUGUUUAUUUUUAAAAUUACUUCGCCAAUGAACUCAUAAGAUGGGUCGUUUUUCAAAGUACGUUAAACCAGGACGUGUUCGCACUGCUUGUUCCCAGCUUGUUGACAGCUUGUUGACAACUUGUUACAAGUUGUUCCAACAACUUGUUCCAACAACUUGCUAAUCGUCCUGCAAUUCAACAAAUUUGUCAACAAGUUCUGAGUGACAACCUUAAUGAAAUAACAGCAUUGUUACAACUUGUUGACAAGCUUGCUACAAGCCUGUUGCGAACACAUCUUGUUGACAAGCGGUGAGAUUUUUACGUGUAAAUAAUGGCUUUUAAUUUCAACCAGGGACGCAAGUAAAAACAACAAAAAGACGCCAAAUUCGAUCAGAAAUGAAACACAGAAGGCAAAAUCCCGAGUCGCAGCGAAGACUCGACGUAAGAACGAGAACGAGAACAUCGAGCAGCUCAAUCGACUCGUUCCAUGGAUUCCUGACAGCCCUCCUGAUAAAUCCACUAUUAUUCGACUGUCCACGAGCUACAUUGGCCUGAUGAAAGUUUUAAACGGAAGUCGUAAUGCCCAAAUGAUAGGUAUGUUACAACUGGAUGGAUUGCUCUGUCAGUUCUAGUACGAGGUCCAGUAUUUGGUAUUACUAAAAAACCGUUUACACUGUAUUCUAAAAGCUCACACACACUCGAAGAGUGGAGGUUCAAUCUGAGCUUCCCUUGAGUGUCAGUGCUGUUUUUAAAUAGCUGGAGGGUCAGUGUCGUACCUUACUCUGUGACUACUCACCCUCCAGCUAUUCAAAAACAGCACUGACACACAAGGGAAGCUCAGAUUGAACUUCCACUCAGUGUGAGCCGUGAGCUUUUAGAAUACAGGCGAUAUAGAGUCAUAACGUUUUUACUUAGCGGCUGGGAAAGGUGCUCUUGGUAAGCCUUCAACUGGAUCAGAUUGAGCUGCGUCCUUCGAAAUUCAGCUUCUCAGGAUGACGAGCACACCCCACUUACUCACUUACUUAAAGCAUCUUAUUCACCUGAGUACAUUACACCAACACAGCAAAUAUCAUGAUUAUUAGAUUAUAUUGAUAUCGAAGGAACUAGACUCAGUUCCGAAAUAUCACAUACUCGAACCGACCUGACCGCGUAGCUCAGUUGGCAGAGCAUUGGGCUAGUAUUCCAAAGGUCGUAGGUUCGAUUCCCAGCGUGGCCAGGCAUAUUUUUCAAGCCUGCCCGGUGUGGAUAUACACUCAGAGUAACAUCACAAGCAUACGUAAAGUAAGUUCACAUUUCUCUCUUUUUUUUACAGACAAUGGAUGUUCUGCGACUAAGGGCAUCGAGAACUUAAGCUUGGAGGUAAAUUAAUUUGUAUCCAUUUUGUGCAGAAGUGUAGUGUGUAUGUAUAGAAUUGUUUCUGUAAAAUACUUAAUAAUAUACAUGAAAUAAUAUUCUGAACAGUGUCAAAAAAGGAAAUUCGUUGCCAAAAAACAACAGCGGCGAAGCUGGCCAUAUAGCAACAGGUCAUGCUAUGCAAAUUUUUAAUGAUUUGCAUUAUUCAAACUUUAAAAAUGUAUUGUCUUGAACCUAUUUACACGCAGGUAUGUUAAUUUUAAUUUGCUUCUGCAUGAAUGUUUCAUGUAUAUUAUUAAGUAAUGCAAGUUUGUCGUUCAAUUUGGAAAAACAAAGACUUCAAAUUGCACUCGUCCUUUGGCUUCGGGCAAUUUUGGUCCUCGUUAAAAAACCCUAACUCUUGCAUAAUUUGCAAAUUACACUCGAAACCAUACUAGUACCUAUAUACUAACAAAUGCUUCUGCGUAUAUUUUGUAAAGGUUAUGGAUGGCUUCAUAAUUUUUCUCGCCAAAGAUGGGACGAUUAUCUUUGUCAACGACAAAGUGGUGAACUAUCUGGGAUUCCCACCGGUAAGUUAAUCGCAACAUUUUACAUUUUUACACAAUUAUUGUAAGGACUAGAAGUAAAAAAUUAAACAGUUCCACGUCUCAUGAUAAAAAUCGUACUCUUAACAUGUGUUUUUAACAAUCAUAAAACAAAGUUUGUUUUUUUUCUCUAGCACGAUUUAAUGGGCAAAAAGAUCUACAACUUCGUGUUGAAAAAAGACUGGGACUUUCUUGCCAAGAAACUGAGAGGUCCACUGCCCUGUCUGGACAAUCCGAAUAUUCGAGAACCACCAGACAACCCUGAUGAUGUGAUCUGUGAACCUGAUGUCGAGGGUAGGUCAGGGAGGACUUUAAUUUUGUCCACUCCUUGUAAGGUAGCGAUGGAUAAUCGACUCUGA